AUGUAUUUUAUACCUCAAAUAAAUACUGAUGGAGUAAAUGUUGAUGGAUUUAUGUCCGAACGCCAAGUUCCUCAAUUUUCAACUCAAGUUGGUAUUGAAAAUACUACCGUUGAAAAAGAUCAAAGGUGUUCCGUUAAAAGAAAAACUCGAGAGGUAUUCACAAGGGAAGAGAAUAUACUUCUUAUGCAAUCAUGGCUCAAUGUUUCAAAGGAUCCUAUUGUGGGAGUUGAUCAAAAAGCUGAAGGUUUUUGGUUAAGAAUCACCGAUAACUAUAACCAAUAUUGUGGGCAGUUGCGAGAAAAGCUACAAGGCCAAUUAAAAUACCGAUGGCAUCGAAUAAAUGGCCUUGUUCAAAAAUUUGUUGGGUGUUACAAACAAGCUGUUCAUGGUAAAAAAAGUGGUCAAUCAGAAAAAGAUAUUUUGGCUAAUGCACAUGCUUUUUUUCUUCAAGAUGAAGGAAUAGCAUUUAAUCUAGAGUAUGCAUGGCGAUUGUUAAAAGAUGAACCUAAAUGGAUGAGAGCAUCAACUGAAAAUUCUUCAAAAAGAACAAAGAAUUCUGUUAGUGGGGCACACUCAUCAAGUUAUGAAUAUAACUCAUCAUCACCAAUGGAGCGUCCAAUGGGGCAACAAGUGGAAAAAAGGAAGAGUAAGGCAAAGGAAAAGGCAAAUGCAUCUGAAUCUCCUUCUAAUGUUGUGCAAGAUACAUGGAAUAAAAUACUAGCAACAAUGGAAAGACUAGCUCAAUGUAAGGAGGACGAGAUGGAGUUUAAGGCAAUGCAAUUACUCUCGAAAGACACUUCUACGAUGAAUGAUAGUCAACGAGAUAUUCAUGAAAAAUAUUACAGUUCAGAUAAGCUCUUUUGGAACUUGAUUGAAGAAGAAUUUAUGGACAACACUGAUGAAGAACUACUAAAGUCAAUGCUCGAGAAGGAACAUCAAUCUGGAAGUUCCUCUAGACCAAAGAAAAGAAUGGUAAUUGAUCGAAGUCGUGAAGAAAGGCACAAUCCCGCCCUUGGAGCUCAUGAUGAAUAUUUUCAAAUGAGGGUCGAUGCAACUGGUAAAAUGGGUCUUUCACCAUUGCAAAAAUGCACAUCUGCUAUUCGUAUGUUGGCAUAUGGGUCUCCCGCUGACUGUGUAGACAAAUAUGUUCGAAUCGGUGAAAGCACUUCAGUUGAGUGCUUAGAAAGAUUCGUUCGGGGUGUAAAUGUUGUAUUUGGGGCAGAGUAUUUGAGAAAGCCUAACAACACAGAUGUUGAACAUCUUUUACAAAUGGGAGAGUUACGUCGCUUUCCAGGUUCAAAAAAUGACAUUAAUGUGAUAAACCAAUCCAAUGUGUUUAACGAUAUUUUGGAAGGACAUGCUCCUACUAUGAACUAUACAAUCAAUAGAACAUCAUAUAAUAUGGGGUAUUAUUUAGCGGAUGAUAUAUAUCCUGAGUGGGCUACAUUUGUCAAGAACAUCAUAUAA
Molecule: messenger RNA, 1467 nt
Organism: Vicia villosa (hairy vetch)
Lineage: Eukaryota; Viridiplantae; Streptophyta; Magnoliopsida; Fabales; Fabaceae
Exons: 4
Coding region: 1-1467 (488 amino acids)
Source: RefSeq, a predicted model, not a curated record